UGCCGGUGAGAAGGUUUUAAUAACCCGGCCAUCCACUGACACUGUCCUGAGGCACGACCAGGCCAUGCAUAACCUCCUACAAAAUCUCUACCUGCUGGCACAAUCCGAGAACGAGGCUAUGUUUGUCAUCUCUCAGUUCAAAUAUGACAACUACCUGGCUAUGUCACAAGAUGUCUUCAAUGGCCACCUGCUGCCUAUGCCUGAUAAACUUGGAGAACUGAAUAAAGACUACGGGAACUUUGACCUUCUAAUCGUCCAUCGCAAGUACGGACUGAUGGUUGUAGUGGUCAGGGCUUGUAGUCCUGAGCCUGGAGACGACAACGAAGAGAAAGAUGAUUCAAAUAUUUUUGAAGAAAUAGAUAGUGGAGUCAGACAACUACAAAACGCAGAACACAUGCUCCAACAUGUCCUGUCUGACCAACACUGGGAUGUUCAUGUUCGCAAGACAUUGAUGUUACCGAAUGUUUCACAAGAGAUUCUUCGUCGUGUGCUGAAAAGGAACAAUAUGGAGAGGCUGGUAGAUGUUGAAGGGAGAUUGAAUGUACCACCACCAUUAUUCCACAGGGAUAAACUAAAGACUGGACGCCCUACCCGAGCUGCUUGUCUUCAAGACAAAUGUCUGUGGGCUGAACAGCUUAACAAUGGCAACACUACAUGGCAUCUGAAACAGUUGAUGAACUGUGGAUUAACAAACCUCGACUUCAGUCCUAUUAUCACCCAUGAACAAUAUCUUACAGUGAUUUCCAGGUUCUGUAGUCCAGUCUUAGAAUUUUCCCUUUCUCUGCCUGACAUCAUACCACGUGACAUUCUUCCAGUAACAUGUGAACACGCUGUGUGUCUCACCGGGGACCUUUUUGAAAAUCCGAUAUUGCACGAAGGACACUUGUUUCUGCUGGAGGAAGGCUCACCUCGAGUCGGUCUUCUUGGCCCGCCAGGCACAGGGAAGACAAGAACGCUAGAGCUGAUGGGACGAAGAUGGCGGUCGCAGGGUCAUGACGUCUUCGUGGUGUCCACGUGGACGACAAGUCGCGCGGCCUCGCGCAUGCUCUUCGAGAUUCUCAGCACGACGAGGGAUGGAGGUCGCGUGAAGCAAGGGUCACGAAAGGGGCGGGUCACCCUCAUGGAGUUUGAUUUAAUGAAGGAGAGCGUCACAGAGGUUGUCCAAAAAUUGGAGGACAUGUCACAGAAAGGAAAAUUAUUCAUCCUGUGCGAUGAAGCGGAACCUGACAGCAAUUCUUCGUCCUUCAUGACUUUGUGUGAGAACCUUUUGGAAAAGGUGCCAGCACUACAUCUGUGGUACGCCAGUUGUUUCCAUCUCAAAGUGGCAAGUGGUUGGCAAGGAAAACAGUUUGUUGAGCCUGUAAGCUGCCCACCAGCAGUACUGCGAGAACAACAACUGCUGCAAUUAGCUAAUGACUGUCAAAUGACAGAAUGGACACACACCUCUAAAAGACAAGCGCCAACAGAAGGACCGAUGAUUAAGCACGUGCACCACACCGGGGAUGGCCAUUCUGGUGAAGAUCCCAGUGAUUGUGCGAUCUGCUCCAAUGAAGUGGUCAACUACCUCCAGUCCUUAUUUACUGAAACAUCGGUUCAACCCUCUAUACCUGGGUCAUCAGUUGUCAACAGUCUCCAUUCUCCUCCAGUAGACGGAUUGUCGGCCUUACACCUUUACCAAGACGAUGUGCUUGUGUUGACUGAGGGCGAUGUUAGGACCGAUGCGAUGCUCCUACAAGUGUUGGCAGACCGUGGCUUCACCACAGAACAUUUUCAGGAGAGCAGUCUGGAGACAUUUUUCAAAGACACAAGUGAACGUGUGCUGAUUGCGAAAGGAAAACAUCUUCGUGGCAUAAAGAAGAAAGUGGUGAUUUAUUUGGAGUCCGAUCAAAAGGAUUUAAAUUUAAUGGAAUUUAGCCCCGUUUCAUUUAGGUCGUCUGAUGAUUUUGAAAAACUGAACCGACUACGUAGUCUAACCAGUUGUACUUCUCAGCUAAUCUGGGUUACAGUCCCAAAGAGUUCAUGGCUUUGAGAGACUAGAAUUUAUUCUUUUCUUAGUUUAAACGAAAACAGAUAGCAGUGUCAAACUACGAAUACAAUGUAAAUUCACCAAAUUAAUUACAUUUGAUAAAAUCUGUCUUUUUUUUUUUUUGCUCUGAUUAGUAUAUACUUCAUAAAAAUUUCAAAAAGACCUUCUCUGCUUUUUUCUGGAGGGAUUGAGAAAAAAACCAAGGAAAUGUCUGCUUAAUAUAAAAAUUGCAACAUGUACAUGUGUGUUCUCCUUUUAGUGUUAUAUAUAUAUAUGUCAAAUACAUUUCCGUCCAGUGGAAGAUGUGUACGUACGUAUACACAACAUGCACAUACGAUACAUUAGUAUGUCCAGUAACGCAGAUAUCUGUUUCUGUUUUUAUUGUAUGUAGUUCAUGUGCAAAGAUUAUUUGGUGUAAGCAGAAACAUUUUCUUCGCAUUUAAUAAAAAAAUUUACAAUUAAGUCUUUUUAACACAGUUUCAGAACGGUAUUUAUAUGCAUGCAUACACAUGCCUGCUUCAAGUCUUUUUUAAUUUUUUUUUUUUAGAACAUCAAAAUAAUUCUAACAAAUAAAGAUACUGAGGUAAAAUUAGUUGGGUGUUUUCUUGACUUUGCAUUCCACAAGUUAAUUCCUGAAACCGGUUAUACUGUUUUACUUUGGACUAUGUCUUGUAUACUGGAUGAAAGUGAUUCAUGUGAAUGCUAAGUGUUACCCCUACUUUCCUAUAGUGCUUUUUCCCUUCCAUCUUCUCCCUUAACUUUGCGAUCACAUUUAGAGAAAUCUCUUUCAAUUUUGACAUAUUUAAUAUUGUUACAAGCCUUAAGUAAAAUGUAUGUGUCAUAGUAACCUUAAAAAUGUAUUUAUCCAUAUUUAAAGACUAAUUACUUAUCUCUCACUCUCCCUCCCAAUCGUCAAACCUAUUCUAUCUAGUAAGUUGGACCUCUUAAGUUAGUUUUUAUUACUACGGAGCUGUAAAAUCAAUUAAAGUUUCAAUUUUGACUAGC
Molecule: messenger RNA, 3031 nt
Organism: Pomacea canaliculata
Lineage: Eukaryota; Metazoa; Mollusca; Gastropoda; Architaenioglossa; Ampullariidae
Exons: 5
Coding region: 65-2029 (654 amino acids)
Source: RefSeq, a predicted model, not a curated record